Effrenium voratum is the source of this 369-nucleotide messenger RNA. NCBI's taxonomy places the organism in Eukaryota, Dinophyceae, Suessiales, Symbiodiniaceae. The record is from the annotation of a GenBank genome assembly.
AUGAUCUCUUGCGUGCUUUUGGUCUUGCACCUCAAAGCCCGAGCAGCCGCUGCCAAGCAAGCAAGGAAAAACCAACAAGGAUUUGAGGAGCAGGACCAGGAAGCACAUGUCCCCGAAGCGCCUCCUCUACCUGUGUCACCUCAGAUAUUCAGACAGGAGUCUUCAGCAGAAGCAGGCUGCAAGGUUACAAAGAAGACAAAAGGGACAGCCAAAGCAGUGGCGAGGAUUGUGGAUGAGAAGAAGCGCUUCAAAAUCAAGUGGCGUGGUUAUCAGGUCUCAGAAAUAGCGGCGAAGUGCUUGCAACUUGCGCGGCAAGGACGGCGGAAGAAGGCUGUGGAAAAAUUGAAGGAAAGGCUGAAGGCGAGCUAG